Molecule: messenger RNA, 2326 nt
Organism: Vigna angularis (adzuki bean)
Lineage: Eukaryota; Viridiplantae; Streptophyta; Magnoliopsida; Fabales; Fabaceae
Exons: 2
Coding region: 350-2179 (609 amino acids)
Molecular function (GO): zinc ion binding
Source: RefSeq, a predicted model, not a curated record
AUUAGCAAAUUUGUAGUACCCUACUCUGGAACGGAAAUCAAAAGAAAGAAGAAAAAGAAAAGGAAAACAAAAGCAGAGAAGAACAAAAAGAAACAGAAAUUUGUUUUACUACGGUCCACCAUCUCCUCAAAUUCAAGAGACCGAAGCUAAAGAACCAGGAGAAGAAGGAGGAGGAAAAGGAGAAACAGCAGCAACAACUGUAGCACAAACUUUCAAUUUCAAACACCAACAACUGUAAGCGAACUAAGAAUCAUUAGUUGGCUGGAAGUUUGAUAUAAUGACAUUUUUCAGUUCCUAUCCUUGGAAGCCCUUGAUAAUUCAUAAAUAUGAUGGAAACCCAUAGAGUCAAAUGACAUUGCUCUUUCCUUGUUUUGGUGGAUAUAUGGCUAAUCAUUCUUUAGUUUUAGACAAUACAUCUGUUAGUACUGUUACUGUAGCAGAGCAGCCAUUAGUCAUUGGGCAAGAGUUUCCAGAUGUGGAAACCUGCCGAAGAACACUGAAAGAUAUUGCCAUUGCUAUGCAUUUUGAUCUUCGGAUAGUUAAGUCUGAUCGCAGUCGUUUUAUAGCAAAAUGCUCCAAAGAAGGGUGCCCAUGGCGGGUCCACGUUGCAAAGUGUCCUGGUGUUCCAACUUUUACUGUAAGAACACUACAAGGAGAACAUACUUGUGAGGGGGUUCAGAACCUUCAUCAUCAGCAGGCAUCAGUAGGUUGGGUUGCAAGAUCUGUUGAAGCACGCAUUCGAGAUAAUCCACAAUACAAACCCAGGGAAAUACUGCAAGAUAUUCGUGAUCAGCAUGGAGUUGCUGUUUCUUACAUGCAAGCUUGGCGGGGGAAGGAACGUAGCAUGGCUGCUCUUCAUGGGACAUUUGAAGAGGGUUACCGUCUUCUCCCUGCUUACUGUGAACAAAUAAGGAAAACCAACCCUGGUAGCAUUGCAUCUGUUGUUGCUACUGGACAAGAAAAUUGUUUUCAAAGACUGUUUAUUUCUUAUCGUGCAUCAAUUUAUGGGUUUAUAAAUGCUUGUAGGCCACUUGUAGAACUUGACCGAGCACAUCUUAAAGGAAAGUACCUAGGUACACUGCUUUGUGCUGCAGCUGUUGAUGCAGAUGAUGCGCUGUUUCCUUUGGCAAUUGCUGUUGUUGAUACUGAAGGUGACGAUAAUUGGAUGUGGUUCAUGUCAGAAUUGCGCAAACUUCUAGGAGUGAACACAGAAAAUAUGCCUAGGCUGACAAUACUAUCUGAAAGGCAAAGAGGCUUGGUGGAGGCAGUAGAAACACAUUUUCCUACUGCUUCACACGGUUUCUGUCUGCGUUUUGUGAGUGAAAAUUUUCGUGAUACAUUUAAAAACACAAAGUUGGUAAACAUCUUUUGGAAUGCAGUCUAUGCGCUUACUGCUGCUGAAUUUGAAAGCAAGAUUACUGAGAUGAUGGAAAUUUCACAAGAUGUUAUAUCAUGGUUUCAACAAUUUCCUCCCUAUCUUUGGGCUGUGGCAUACUUUGAUGGUGUUCGAUAUGGCCAUUUCACACUUGGAGUAACAGAAUUAUUGUAUAACUGGGCCCUUGAAUGUCAUGAGCUCCCUAUAGUUCAGAUGAUGGAACACAUCCGUCAGCUGAUGGUAUCAUGGUUUAGUGAUCGGCAGGAUAUGGGCAUGAGGUGGACAUCAAUUCUUGUACCGUCAGCAGAGAAGCGAAUUUUGGAGGCAAUUGCCGAUGCUCAUUGCUAUCAAGUUCUCCGGGCAAAUGAAGUUGAGUUUGAAAUUGUGUCCACUGAAAGGACCAAUAUUGUAGAUAUACGGAGUCGUGAAUGCUCUUGUCGCCGUUGGCAGCUGUAUGGAUUACCUUGUGCCCAUGCUGCUGCUGCACUUAUCUCUUGUGGACACAAUGCCCAUAUGUUUGCUGAACCAUGCUUCACUGUACAAAGUUACAGAAUGACCUAUUCUCAGAUGAUUAAUCCUAUACCAGAUAAGAGCCAAUGGAGAGAUCAGGGAGAAGGAGCUGAAGGUGGAGGAGGGGCAAGGGUUGAUAUUAUAAUCCACCCACCAAAGACUCGCCGGCCACCUGGGAGGCCUAAAAAGAAGGUUCUACGAGUGGAAAAUUUUAAGCGUCCCAAAAGAGUUGUCCAAUGUGGCCGCUGUCACAUGUUAGGACAUUCUCAAAAGAAAUGCACAAUGCCCAUUUGAAAAAUUUGAUUACUUGUUUCAAAUAUGUUUUGUUUCAGGGACAUUCUGCAAUAGAAUUAAUGUUGUCUGUAUUGUAAUUUAAGUGUAUUCUGAACCUAUCAAUGACAAAAUAAGAAUCCAUUAGUUUUUGCCAAGGUUUUCGUAAAA